Molecule: messenger RNA, 1105 nt
Organism: Tarenaya hassleriana
Lineage: Eukaryota; Viridiplantae; Streptophyta; Magnoliopsida; Brassicales; Cleomaceae
Product: agamous-like MADS-box protein AGL27
Exons: 7
Coding region: 147-746 (199 amino acids)
Biological process (GO): regulation of transcription by RNA polymerase II
Cellular component (GO): nucleus
Molecular function (GO): RNA polymerase II cis-regulatory region sequence-specific DNA binding; DNA-binding transcription factor activity, RNA polymerase II-specific; protein dimerization activity
Source: RefSeq, a predicted model, not a curated record
GCCGUCAAAAAGGUCUAUUUUCCCUUCUCUUAAAAAAAAUAGUUACUGUUUCCGGCGACUUCGUUACCGACGACAGAAUCCAAGAAAUAAAAAUCAAAAUUAGGGCACAGAAAAAGAAAAAAAAAACAUCUGAUUUGGAGGAAGCCAUGGGAAGAAAAAAAAUGGAGAUCAAGCGAAUUGAGAACAAGAGUAGCCGUCAAGUCACCUUCUCCAAGCGACGAACUGGUCUCGUCGAGAAAGCUCGUCAGCUCUCCGUUCUCUGCGACGCCGCCGUCGCUGUCCUCGUCGUCUCCUCCUCCGGCAAGCACUACUCCUUCUCCUCCGGUGACAGUUUGACCAGGAUUCUUGGUCUGUAUCGGGAGAAACAAGCUGAUGAAGAUCUGAAAGCCUUAGAUCGAUUGGAAUCUGGAAACUAUCUCUCGCACAAGGAAUUACUAGAAAUAGUUAACAGCCAACUGGAAGAACCGAAUCUGGGGAACGUAAACAUAGAUUUCCUCAUUCAGAUGGAGCACCAGCUUGAGGUGGCACUCUCAGUAGCUAGAGCUAGGAAGACACAACUAAUGAUGGAGUCCUUGAAGGCCUUCAAAGGAAAGGAGAAAUCGCUGAGAGUAGAGAACCAGCGUUUGGCAGGCCAGUUUGGAGGGCCGAUUCUUGUGGAAGAAGAGGCCGACAAGGCAACCACAUCGGAAAACAACUCCGGCGAAGAGCAUCAGCAACCACAGGAGACUCUUCGUCUCCUCACCUGAGAGUUCUGUUGAAAUGAAUAUUCUCGUCGUUUUUCAUAAUCUGCAUUUCAAUGGGAAAAAAAAUCUUUUCCAUGCCAUAUACACAAUUGGAAUGCUGUAAUUUAUAGAGUCGCGAGGGCUUAAAAGAUGCUUUCUUCACGGUGAAGCACUUUGAGUUUUUUUUCUCUCUUUUUAGCCGAUGAAAUUAUGGUGGGGCCGGCCUCCGACCGAGUUGGAGCAGCUGUCAUUGUACUACGUGUUGACAACCAUCAACCCGUCAGCAUAAAACUCAGAAAUUAGCGUCUGUAGAAACGCAAAUCUGAAACGAUGUUUUGAUUUUCAAACAAAAAAAAACAAAGAUAAAGGUCGAUUGACAUUUA